Rotaria sordida is the source of this 1020-nucleotide messenger RNA. Lineage: Eukaryota; Metazoa; Rotifera; Eurotatoria; Philodinida; Philodinidae. The record is from the annotation of a GenBank genome assembly.
AUGAAAAGUGAAGAUUUACAGAAAUUGGUGACCUUGAAACAUCGAAAUGGUGAUUAUCCUACGAAAAUUUUCCAUGAUUUGAAUGGUGUACUUGGUUUAACAACUAUUAAAAGAUGGUGUAAAAUGAUUGAUGAAGCUGGUUUUAUCAAUCUGACAACACCACCAGGUCCUCCACGUACAGUUCGAACUGCAGGAGCUAUAAAGAAGGUCAAGAAGAAGCUGCAAAAAGGUAAAGUCUCAACUCGAAAACUUGCAUUCGCCCUUGGUAUGUCCCGAAGAAGUGCUCAACGCAUUCUUCAGGAUGAUCUUGGCUGCCAACCAUAUAAACGUUUGAUUGAACCAGCACUUACCGAGGAGCAUAAAGAAAAAAGAAAAAAAUUUGCUAAUUGGAUACGAACAAAUUUUCGAAAGCAGGAAACAUUGAAAAUUCUGUUUUCUGAUGAAAAGAUGUUCGACAUUGAUGGGAUUUACAAUACUCAAAAUGACCGCAUUUGGGCUGCAAGUCGUGAUGAAGCUGGUAAACAAGGUGGUGUUCAUCAGAAGAAAAAAUUUCCUCAGAAAGUCAUGGUAUGGCUUGGUGUAUGUUCAAAAGGUGUAUCUCCAUUGGUGGUCUUCGAGCAAGGUACACUCGAUCAUGAACGAUACAUCAAAGCGGUGCUUCCUGUGGCUCUUAAAUAUGGAAAUCACGUCUUCGGAAAUGACUGGACAUUUCAACAAGACGGUGCUAAACCCCAUAUUCAUCAUUUAACACAACAAUGGUGCCAUGACAAUUUUCCAGGAUUUAUCGAUAAAGAUCAUUGGCCACCCAAUAGUCCUGAUCUAAAUCCAUUGGAUUACUGUAUAUGGGAUGAAUUUCAAAAGGUUAUUGAUUGGAAUAGAGCGACAUCCAAAGCAACACUAAUCCAAGAAUUAAAACGUGCUGUAAAAAAAAUUCGAAAAAAUGUUGUCUUUGAAAGUUGUAAUUCUUGGACCAAUCGAUUGUAUCGCAUGUCUCAAAAUAAUGGAGACUAUUUAAGAUAA